GGGGCGGGGGCGGGGCGGCGGCCGUGGGUCCCUGCCGGCCGGCGGCGGGCGCAGACAGCGGCGGGCGCGGGACGUGCACUAUGGCUCGGGGUUCGCUGCGCCGGUUGCUGCGGCUCCUCGUGCUGGGGCUCUGGCUGGCGUUGCUGCGCUCCGUGGCUGGGGAGCAAGCGCCAGGCACCGCCCCCUGCUCCCGCGGCAGUUCCUGGAGCGCGGACCUGGACAAGUGCAUGGACUGCGCGUCUUGCAGGGCGCGACCGCACAGCGACUUCUGCCUGGGCUGCGCUGCGGCACCUCCUGCCCCCUUCCGGCUGCUUUGGCCCAUCCUUGGGGGCGCUCUGAGUCUGACCUUCGUGCUGGGGCUGCUUUCUGGCUUUCUGGUCUGGAGACGAUGCCGCAGGAGAGAGAAGUUCACCAGUAAGUGCGCCCUGGCUUGCCCCGCCCUGUCAGCACUCGACCUUUUCUCUGCCCCUGACGACCCCACCUCUUAUCUUGCAGCCCCCAUAGAGGAGACCGGCGGAGAGGGCUGCCCAGCUGUGGCGCUGAUCCAGUGACAAUGUGCCCCCUGCCAGCCGGGGCUCGCCCACUCAUCAUUCAUUCAUCCAUUCUAGAGCCAGUCUCUGCCUCCCAGACGCGGCAGGAGCCAAGCUCCUCCAACCACAAGGGGGGUGGGGGGCGGUGAAUCACCUCUGAGGCCUGGGCCCAGGGUUCAGGGGAACCUUCCAAGGUGUCUGGUUGCCCUGCCUCUGGCCCCAGAACAGAAAGGGAGCCUCACGCUGGCUCACACAAAACAGCUGACACUGACUAAGGAACUGCAGCAUUUGCACAGGGGGGGGGGUGUCCUCCUUCCUAGAGGCCCUGGGGGCCAGGCUGACUUGGGGGGCAGACUUGACACUAGGCCCCACUCACUCAGAUGUCCUGAAAUUCCACCAUGGGGGUCACCCUGGGGGGGUUAGGGACCUAUUUUUAACACUAGGGGGCUGGCCCACUAGGAGGGCUGGCCCUAAGAUACCGACCCCCCCAACUCCCUAAAGAGGGGAGGAGAUAUUUAUUUUGGGGAGAGUUUGGAGGGGAGGGAGAAUUUAUUAAUAAAAGAAUCUUUAACUUUAAA
Messenger RNA from Mandrillus leucophaeus (drill), 1108 nucleotides. RefSeq names its product tumor necrosis factor receptor superfamily, member 12A (gene TNFRSF12A). Gene Ontology annotation, cellular component: plasma membrane. NCBI's taxonomy places the organism in Eukaryota, Metazoa, Chordata, Mammalia, Primates, Cercopithecidae. The coding region runs from base 81 to 551 and encodes 156 amino acids. The record is from RefSeq and is a predicted model, not a curated record. Gene Ontology annotation, biological process: positive regulation of apoptotic process. The transcript is spliced from 3 exons. Gene Ontology annotation, molecular function: protein binding.